Messenger RNA from Ilex paraguariensis (yerba mate), 804 nucleotides. NCBI's taxonomy places the organism in Eukaryota, Viridiplantae, Streptophyta, Magnoliopsida, Aquifoliales, Aquifoliaceae. The record is from the annotation of a GenBank genome assembly.
AUGAAGAAAGGCACAGCUGAUGCAGUCUUCUUUUCUGCAAAUCCUGAAGUUACUAAUUUUCUAGCCCUUCUGGGUGCUCUUUCAAAAGCUUUCUUUCAUAUUUUAAGGUGCGAAUAUGUUAGUAUACUUACGCUGUAUAGUUUUAGGAAGUUUGUGACAUAUCAGAAGUUCAAGAUAUGGCUUUGCCUACUGGCCUUGAUACCGUUCUGGACAGAACAUCAGUACUACUGCAAGUAUUGGCAAGAUAAUCAUGAGUUUGAAGUCAUUCAUGCACAUCUCAAUAGCUUCAGAAUAUAUCAACUGGAAACAUUAAAUACGUGCAUAUUUCUCAUCCCUGUUGGGGUUGGGGAGAUAGUGGGCUCCGGCAAGACAUGUGAGAUUUGCCAACAAGACCUGGAGAAUUACUGCGCCCAAUUGAUUUUUACCUACAACUCCAUUUAUAAAGAUGGGACCAAGACCUAUGGUGGUUAUUCUGAUAUUGUGGUUGUUGACCAGCGCUAUGUUCUUCGCUUUCCUGAUAAUCUACCUUCUGAUGCUGGUGCUCCUCUCCUGUGUGCUGGAAUCACUUUGUACAGCCCAAUGAAAUAUUAUGGAAUGACGGAGCCUGGAAAGCAUUUGGGGGUGGCAGGACUUGGUGGGCUUGGUCAUGUAGCUGUGAAGUUAGGGAAGGCCUUUGGCCUUAAAGUUACUGUCAUUAGUACAUCUCAUAAGAAGGAAUCAGAGGCCAUCAACAAGGUUGGUGCUGAUUAUUUUCUUGUUAGCUCAAAUCCCGAAAAAAUGAAGGUAAGUGAAAGAUUAGCUUGA